CGCCCAUCGCGCUCGCCCCGCCCACGCGCGCGGGGAGGAGCUGGGCAGCGGGGCCGAGAGGUCGGCAGGCUCCGGGCGCUGGGACCGACUUCGGGGCGGCGGCGCAGUAGGCGGGUUCAUAUGGGAAGGACAUUGGAGUGAACCUCUUCAGCAUCCCCAGCGGUCCUUCUUGCAUUGAGAUUGAAAGAAUGUACUACCAGCUGCACCGAUGACUCCGCGGUGAAGACGGCUUGCUGCUCUUCCAGGGGACUGGAGUUCAGUUCCCAACAGAUUUCAGGGAAAAAUAAUCAUUGAAGAUGUCCAGCAAAACAGCAAGUACCAACAACAUCGCCCAGGCUAGGAGAACAGUGCAGCAGUUAAGACUGGAAGCCUCCAUCGAAAGAAUAAAGGUGUCAAAGGCAUCUGCAGACCUCAUGUCCUAUUGUGAGGAACAUGCCAGGAGUGACCCUCUGCUGAUUGGCAUCCCAACCUCGGAAAACCCUUUCAAGGAUAAAAAGACCUGUAUCAUCUUAUAGUGAUGUGGAGAAGCAACUCCUCACUUUUCUCAAGCGCGCAAACCACGAGCAGCAACUUGAAGAGAUCUGCCUUCCGCUUACCUGGUAAACACUGCUUAGCAACGAAAAUGCUCUUCUCAGAAUAACGGGCUCCGAAGUCUUUCUUUCCAAUUGUCCUUUCUUUACCCUUUACUGAUUUCAUACAGAAUAAUCAUCUUACUUUCUAUUUGGUAACUAUGGUAUCAUAUUGGGCUACUGUAUAAGGAAAGUGCAGAAGGUAGGGGAAGCUUGUCUUUACAACAUAAUGUCAAGACCUAAAUUGUCUAAGCACCUGCAAAUUAAAAUGUCAAAAAUCACUUCAGUUCUAAACUUUUAUAUUAUGUUCUUGAUAAGGUUUGUACCAACCUGUAUAGCAUACAAGGGGCCCAGGGAGGGGGUAUCUGCAUCUACCUGUGUAUGUGCACUGUUGACACUAACCUCACUGAAACUCUCAUUGCUGUAACAUCAGCUCCUCAAUUCCAGAACUUAUACCUUUAUCUUGAGCUCUGUGUAGGUAGAAUAAAAAACUGUUUCCAUAUAGGUUUUGUACAAAAAGUAAAGAAAGAACAUUGUAAAGAUCAUCUUCAUUGUAAUGAGAUGAUCCUGUCAUCUCUCCUCUAUUGAAAUCUUGCUGAGCCUUUUGGGCUGCAAUAAACUGUACCAGUUAAAAACCUAAGGCUGAACUGAAAGCCCUUUGAUAAUUCACACCAAACCUUUGGGCCUCCAUGAUCCCGAGACUAAGAAUGAGGAAGAGAUCCGUGGGAGGGCCCUGGGUGGCAGCUACACUCUGGAGCUCAUAAUUUCUGAUGGAUUGGGGGUGGAUACCUCAGAAACUUCCACCCUGAUGGCUGGAACAAGAGGCAGUGAACUGUGAGCCUCACCAAGAGGAGAGCAGAAGUCUGUGAAAACAGCUUUUCUCCUGGGUCCAGAUUUGCAGGUAGCCAGUUUCUCCUUGCCUGCAUGGUAUUGUCUGCCCUUUGCUGCUAGAACAUCUGUUUUCAGGGGGUACAUUCCCUCCUCUCCAGCCCUACUUAGAUGGAACACAAUGAAAUAGAAACAUUCAAGCACUGUAAAGGUUCAAGACACUUACUUAAGUUCUUUGUAGAUAUCUGCAGUUUCAUUCCUGCUAUGUCUACAAACCAGCCAAUGGGAGGGAACACUCCCAAGAGGAGGCUUGCAUUCUACAGAAUAGCCCCAACAGCUGGGUUGGGUAUUAAGAGCCUCAGUUUCACUCUGAUCAUGAUGAUAGCCCUCACUUCCUCCCAGUGUCUGGUGAGUCCCAGAGGCACAUACCUGCCAGGACCAAAGAGGUAUCUUGACUUUGUCACAAAGAAAAAGUCUAUUUUAGAUGUUCAUCUAGAGGCCCAAGGCAAACACAAUGCCUGUGAUAUUUUUAUUCAUCUUCAGUUCAUCCAAGUAUUAAUGAAGGGUUUUAAGAAGUGUUCUCAGAAAGUACAGUCCCAAAGAUUUAGUUACAGAAUUUCCCCUAUUUGUGUACAGUGUGUCCUAAAAGAGAAUCUCUUUACAUGUCUAAUGCCUGGGUUUUGGACAGCAUGCUCCUCAAUAGUAAACAAGUGCAGUACUAUUUCUAAAAGGCUCAGAGACGUACAGUAUUCCUCCCAGGCAUCUGUCUGCUCAACACUCUGAACUAACCCGUGAAAGUCAUGGCGCUGCCCUGACCUGUUCUCAAGCACCACUUAGUCCUCAAGGGAUUUGGAGGCACCUGUUUAGAAGAGAGAAAGCUUUUACCUUUCAAAAGGUAAAUUGGAAAUGUACAUCAAAAAGACAAUUUUUACAUUGAAUGGAACAUUCUUUUUUUUUACAAGUAUAUUUUUCUACUGAUAGUUUCAGAACACUAAUCUUGUAUUCACUCUAGUUUUGAACAUGUUUCUUUAAAUAUUUAUAAUGUAGUUUAGUACAGAAUAUUUUCAUGAAAUUACUUUAUUAUACCAUUGUGUGCACAUUAUUGGUAGCAAACACAGUAUAUUCUUUAGUACUUAAACAUGUAAUUGUUAAAAUGCUUGUAACGGCAAGACAUGAACUUGAGGCCCCCAAGAGAUUUCAUUGCAUUUUCAUUGGUUAGAGAGAAUAAACGACUACAAAAGUCUUGUAACUUCCUAACCAGGUAUAGGCUAUGCUCAUGAAAGAAAUGAAAUCCAGUCCUUGGAUGUUGGACCCAAGAGGGGGGAAAUUAUAGCCAAAUGUUUAUUUACUUAUAACUAGAUGUCUAUGUGAGAAAAUAUAAUAUAUGUACACAUAUAUAUGAUAUGCAGAAGUCACUUUUAUCUACCUGGCUUCAUUCUACAUAGGAAGCCAGAGUUUAACUGUCUGCAGCAGUUGAUGCCCUGUGUGUCACACACACACACACACACACACACACACACACUUCUUGGCUUCAUUUCUAAGAAACUGUUUAAAUGUGUUCAUCUGUUUUGUCUGUAAUGCCACUUCUGUAACAGUGAUUUUUUUUUUUUUUUUUUAUUCUUGUAUCUUCCAUAGCUCAUCACAGAUUGGUCCAGUUGAGGCCUCUGAACCGUGGCAAGAUAGGGCAGACAAAAUUUCAAGACUCCAAAAUAUUUAACAGAAAUACACACUUUUUAAAAAUAGGAAAAAUACUUUAUUUGCCAGGUGGUUCACAAGCUGUGGGUUGUAACUCAAUCUUUUUCUAAAAUCAGGUUUUUUAAAUUCUUUAUGAAAAUGAGAAAGUACCAUACUUACAUCUUCAAGAAACAGCCUGAUUGCUUUCUCCAUGUUUGGAUUAUGUUUGUAUUUUGCUAAUCUUUAAACUAUCAAGGGAGAACUUUAUGCCAAUGAGUUAGUAAUUUUGACAUAUAGUUUACAUAGUGUAAGAUGUGCCAAAUUGGGGCUGGUGGCCCAACAGGUAAAAGCACUUGCCACCAAGCCUGGCAACCUGAGUUCAAUCCCUAGGACUCACAUAGUAGCAGGAGAGAACUGACUCCUGUGAGUUGUCCUCUGACCUCCACAAGCUUGCCGUGGCAUAAGCACGUGCUUGUGCACACACCUACACGUGUACACACAGUAAAAAGAAAAUAAAAAAAUUUUUAAAGGAUGUGCCAAAUUAUCUCUUCAGAUGCCACCUCUCAGCCAAUUUAUAACAAGGGUAGUACCGUCAGACUUGUCCCAGUGUGAAAGUUGAGCACACGCAGCAGCCCCGGGGGUAUUCCCAGUGAGAUAAAUGUAAUACAGAAGUAUGCUAUAAAGGUGUUGCUUUCUUUCAUGGUAAGCCUGUUAGUGGGAAAAUUACAUCAAAUCAGAUAGAAUAAAACACCUGGAGUGGGUGGCCUGGUCAGUCCUGUGCCAUGUGACUUUGGACAGGGCACUUGAGCUCUCUCAGCCUCCACUUCCCCUUUUGUCACAAGGGAGUGGAAGCAGGUGGGAGCUGAGAUUCCUCCUUUCCCAGAUGCCUUGGCUCACUGACCUGCCUCUGCUGGUUCUUCCAAUGUGUUGGUGCUAUAAGCUGCUUUGAAUAUAAAAUUGGUUUGUCUAUAUAAUGUGUGCUCACUUAACAGCUUAUGAAAGACCUUUUGUUAUACAGUGCCUUUUCCUGGGUUUAUGGACUUAGUUACUGUAUUGAUGUCUUAUUUUUAGCCUUGUAACUACAAACACCUAUUUUCUUACGUUUCAGUAAAAUUUCAUUUGCUAAAUCGUUGUUGAGAUUUUGUUAUUUUAUAACAUUCUUUGGCUACUUAUCUAUCCAGUAUCUUAAAUACCUUAACACUGUGAUCUUUGUUUGGAAGUCUAGUCUAUGGAAAGAAUUUUUACAAAGCAUUUUUUUUCACUUGCUAGCAUGCCCACAGAUUUGGGAGACGUUUCAUUAAAAAUAUCAUUGCUUUA
This is a messenger RNA of Nannospalax galili (Upper Galilee mountains blind mole rat), 4388 nucleotides long. It is a transcript of the gene Gng12, whose product is annotated as G protein subunit gamma 12. Bases 297 to 515 code for a protein of 72 amino acids. Gene Ontology annotation, molecular function: G-protein beta-subunit binding. Gene Ontology annotation, cellular component: heterotrimeric G-protein complex. Gene Ontology annotation, biological process: G protein-coupled receptor signaling pathway. The transcript is spliced from 5 exons. The record is from RefSeq and is a predicted model, not a curated record. Lineage: Eukaryota; Metazoa; Chordata; Mammalia; Rodentia; Spalacidae.